Molecule: messenger RNA, 1207 nt
Organism: Taeniopygia guttata (zebra finch)
Lineage: Eukaryota; Metazoa; Chordata; Aves; Passeriformes; Estrildidae
Gene: GRHPR
Product: glyoxylate and hydroxypyruvate reductase
Cellular component (GO): cytosol
Molecular function (GO): hydroxypyruvate reductase (NADH) activity; NAD binding; glyoxylate reductase (NADPH) activity
Source: RefSeq, a predicted model, not a curated record
CCUGUCCGGGGCGGUCCCGGCCGCUCUGCCCGCGCCGUUCCGGCCGCCCGGGGCUGUGGGGCCAUGGCGGUGUUCGUGACGCGGCGGAUCCCGGCCGAGGGGCUGCGGCUGCUGUCCCAGGCCAGCGGGUGCCGCGUGCAGCAGUGGGACUCGGACGAGCCGGUGCCGCGGGCCGAGCUGCUGGCCGGCGUGGCGGGGGCCCGCGGGCUGCUGUGCCUGCUCUCGGACCGCAUCGACCGCGAGGUGCUGGACGCGGCCGGGCCCGGCCUGAAGGUCAUCAGCACGUUGUCCGUGGGCUUUGACCACCUCGCGCUGGACGAGAUCAAGAAGCGGGGGAUCCGGGUGGGGUACACCCCCGACGUGCUGACCGAUGCCACGGCCGAGCUGUCCGUGGCCCUGCUGCUGUCCGCCUGCCGCCGCCUGCCCGAGGCUGCCGAGCAGGUCAAGAGUGGUGGCUGGACAACCUGGAAGCCCCUGUGGAUGUGUGGGUAUGGCCUGUCUGACAGCACCGUGGGCAUCAUCGGGCUGGGCAGGAUCGGACAGGCAGUGGCCCGGCGCCUGAAGCCCUUUGGGGUCAGCAAGUUCCUGUACACCGGCAGCGGCCCCAAGCCAGAGAGCGCGGCCGAGUUUGGGGCUGAGUUUGUGCCGCUCACCAGGCUGGCCGAGGAGUCGGACUUCGUGGUGGUCACCUGUGCCCUGACGCCAGCUACCCAGGGCUUGUGCAACAAGGACUUCUUCAGCAGGAUGAAGAAAACCUCUGUGUUCGUCAACACGAGCAGGGGGGCCGUGGUGAACCAGGAGGACCUGUACGAGGCGCUGGCCCAGGGGCGGAUCGCGGCCGCCGGCCUGGACGUCACCACGCCGGAGCCGCUGCCCACGGACCACCCGCUGCUGUCCCUCAGGAACUGCGUGAUCCUGCCACACAUCGGCAGCGCCACGUACGCCACGAGGAGCACCAUGGCCGUGCUGGCAGCCAAGAACCUGCUGGCCGGGCUGCGAGGGGAGCCCAUGCCCCACGAGCUGCAGCUCUGAGAGCCCGGCUGGGACAGCCAGGCCCUGCCCAUGGAUGCCGUGCUCCAGGAUGUCCUGCUCCGGGAUGUUCUCCUCAUGGAUGCCCUGCUCCAGCAGCGCCAUGGGACGCCAGCCUGUGUCCCCUGCCCUGGGGUGGCCUGGAGCACCACAGGGUGCCAUUAAAGAGUAGCAGCAA